AUGGCUGCUACACGGCAGCUCUCAUGGCUUCUCUUCACGCUCACUUUCCUUCUGGUGGGACUGCAGGGAGAGCCGAAGGACGCAGCGCAGAAAGCACAGAGGAGUGGUAGCGAUGACCAGCCUCGCAUGCUGUCAGAUAAAGGCCACCUCACCUUCACAACUGGUGGCAGUAAAGAGAUCCGCUUCCAGACAUCAGAAUCAGGCCGGGUUAGAGUGAAUAAUGAAGACCUCACCCAGCUUCUGAGUCAGAUCAAAACCAACAAAGAUGAUAUUAAUGACAUCAAAACUCACGGAGGUGGAGUUCCCCCUGAAAUAACCAAUAAACUGACCCAGCUUGACACCAGGGUAUCAACACUUGAGAAUAAAGUGACUGUUCUUGAAUCGACAGUCCAGAAGGUGUCUUGCAGCAGUAACCCCUGUCAGAAUGGAGGGACAUGUCUAAACUUACUCAACUCAUACCACUGUGUGUGUCCCAGCAACUGGGCUGGUCCAAACUGUGCGACAGAUGUGAAUGAAUGUCAGGUGUAUGCAGGAACACUUCAAGGUUGUCAGAAUGGAGCAACCUGUGUCAACACUGCUGGAUCAUUCACUUGUACCUGUUCUCCAGAAUGGUCCGGAACUCUUUGCACGAUUCGGUAUGAUGACUGCAGGAAUGCCGGACAGGACCUCUGUGUACAUGGCACAUGCAUUGAUGUAGACCGGGUCACACCUGGACAGCCCAAAUAUCAGUGCAUUUGCGACAGUGGCUGGGAAGCUCCAGCUGGGAACCCGUCCUGUGUGGCAGAUGUUAAUGAGUGUAACCUGCCCAAGAAACCCUGCUCCACCAACCCUCUUGUUCCCUGCUACAACACUCAGGGUUCCUUCUACUGUGGAGCCUGUCCUGCUGGUUGGCAAGGCAAUGGCUACAGCUGUCAGGAUGUGGAUGAAUGUUCAACCAACAAUGGUGGCUGCUCCACCACUCCCAUGGUGCAAUGCCUCAACACAAUGGGCUCCUUCCACUGUGGUCCCUGCCCUCCAGGUUAUGAGGGGAAUGGGAGAACAUGUACCCAGGCCAACAUCUGCGCCACCAACAAUGGAGGCUGUCACCCAUUAGCUACUUGCUCCUCCACUCCAGGCACAAGCCUCCCUGUGUGUACCUGCCCUCCGGGCUACAUAGGCAAUGGUUACGGACCGACUGGUUGCACCCAGACCAGCAAUAUCUGUCAGACCAACAACCCUUGUGUUAACGGACAGUGCGUGGCCACCACCUCGGCUCCUGGCUACAUCUGCAACUGCAAUUCUGGCUGGCAAGGACCUAACUGUGACCAGAACAUCAAUGAAUGCUUAAGCAACCCCUGUCAGAAUGGAGGGACCUGCAACGACGGUGUUAAUGGAUUUACAUGCACUUGCACUGCCCAGUGGACUGGCCCUCUCUGCCAGACUGCACAGCAAGUGUGUGGAGGUUACCUGACUGGCCCUGCUGGGACCUUCAGUUAUCCCAACACCCCAGGUCAUGAUGAAUAUGAUCACAAUGUCAGCUGUGCCUGGGUGGUCCGCGUUGACGCAAACCAGAUCCUGCGUAUUACCUUUCCUUUCUUUGACCUGGAGAGCAGCACCAACUGCAACUUUGACUUCCUUCAGAUUCAUGAUGGGGAUAGUCCUUCGGCUCAUAUGAUUGGAAAAUACUGUGGCCAAAACAACCCACCGGAGCUCUACAGCUCCCACAAUUCCUUAUAUUUCUGGUUUCGCUCCGACCAUAUCAUCAGUAAAGGUGGCUUCUCAGUGGCUUGGCAGUCUCAGGAUCCAGUAUGUGGAGGCGAACUAACUGCCCCCUAUGGCAACAUCAACUCACCUGGUUACCCUGGAGACUACCCACCUAACCGAGACUGCUAUUGGACAGUGACAGUGGCGCCUGGCUUGCUCAUUACCUUUGCAUUUGGGACUCUCAGUCUGGAGCAACACCCCAACUGCAACUAUGACUUCCUAGAGAUCAGGGAUGGUCUUCUACCUGAAGACCCAGUUCUGGGAAAGUACUGCAGUACUGCAUCACCUGCUCCCCUGCAGACCACUGGUCCAGCUGCCUGGAUCCACUUCCACUCUGACUUUAGUGUUUCUGACAGAGGCUUCCACAUCACAUACACAACAUCACCAAGUGAUCCUGGUUGUGGUGGCACCUUCACUGACAGUGAGGGCAUCAUCAUCUCUCCAAACUGGCCCAACAACUAUGCUCACAACCGCCAGUGUAUCUAUCUGAUCCGGUUGCCAGCUGGUGAGAAGGUUUCCCUCAACUUCACUCACAUGAACCUGGAGAGUCACAGCGGCUGCAUGUUUGACUAUGUGGAGGUUCGUGAUGGCAGAAUGGAGACUGACCCUCUGAUAGGGCGGUACUGUGGGAUAUCCCUGCCAGCUCCCAUUCUUUCAUCUUCCAACUCGCUAUGGAUUCGUUUCAGGUCCGACGGCUCAGUGAGCAGGGCUGGUUUCCGGGCUGUCUACACAGUUGGUUGUGGAGGCACUUUGUCUGGGACAGGACAGAUCCGCUCUCCCUACCACCCCAAUGCCUAUCCCCACAACAAGGUCUGUGUGUGGGUCAUUAACCAGCCCCAGGGCUAUGUGGUCACCCUCGACUUCCUGUCAUUUGACGUUGAGGGAGGCUCCUGCCGCUAUGACUUUGUUGAGGUCAGGGAUGGCUCAUCAUCUAGCUCUCCUCUGCUGGGGACAUUUUGUGGAGCUAACAGUCCCCCUAGGCUGCAGUCCACCCAGAGAUCCAUGUACAUCCGCUUCAAGACCGACUCCUCUGUCACCAACAAUGGCUUUGAGGCAGCCUAUGGAUCUGCCUUGGAGGGCUGUGGUGAUACCAUGACAACUCCCACAGGCACCAUCACAAGCCCUGGCCACCCCAACAACUACCCCCACGGUGCCAACUGCACCUGGUACAUCAACGUUGCCCCUGGCAACCUGGUGCGGCUAUCAUUUGACUCCUUCAACCUGGAGUACCACAUCAACUGUAACUAUGAUUACCUGGAGGUGUAUGACAACGGCACUGUGCAGACUGGAACCAAGAUUGGAAGGUACUGUGGGCGCUCAAUUCCUCCAGUCAUCACCAGCACUGACAGACUGCUCACCCUGCUGUUUGUCACUGACUCCAGUUUAGUCACCGAGGGAUUCUCUGCCAGAUAUGUCUCCAUCAAUGCCACCUCAGACUGUAGUGAGACUUUCACCACCUCUACAGGGACCUUCUUUUCACCCAACUACCCAGACUAUUACCCCAACAACAGAGACUGCAUCUUCAAAAUCAUUGUACCAGUUAACAUGCAGAUUCUGCUCAACUUCACCAGCUUUGACCUGGAAGGCUUGCCUCCAUCCUGCAGCUCCGACUUUUUGGAGAUUAGGGAUGGAGGCUAUGACAUAUCUCCCUUGAUUGGUAAGUUCUGCUCCCAGCAGAGGCCUCCGGUCCUGACAUCCCAUAGCAAUCGUCUCUGGGUUCGAUUCCACUCAGACUCCAGCUACACACGUCCUGGAUUCAUUGCCCACUGGGAUGGCACACAGACAGGCUGUGGAGGGGUGCUGACGACACCGUCUGGAGGAUUUGCCUCUCCUAACUACCCGUUCCCAUACCACCCUAAUGCUGAGUGCUACUGGACCAUCAGGACCAACCAGGGCAGCCAGCUCCUCCUCUCUUUCCCUGAUUUCCACUUAGAGUCCAGUUCCAGCUGCGCUUACGACUACCUGGCUGUGUAUGACGGUAACAGCAGCAGCUCUCCAGAGCUGGCCAGGCUGUGUGGGAAUCAGCUGCCUAGCACCAUCAACUCCUCCAGCAAUGAGCUCUACGUCAAACUCCGCACCGACAACAGCGUCAGCACAGGAGGCUUCCUCACAUCGUACAGCACUAAAUGCAACAAUGUGCUGAUCUCAGGCCGUCACAUUGGACUGGUGGAGUCACUGAACUAUCCCAACAAGUACCCACACAACACUGAGUGCAGCUGGACCAUUCAGGCCAGCAGUGGAAACACCAUCAACUACACCUUUUUAUCCUUUGAGCUGGAGACCACGUCCAGUCUGUGUAGCUAUGACUACGUCAAGCUCUUCAACGGGCCGAAUGAACAAGCUCCUCUGAUUGGUACCUUCUGUGGACUCUCGCCCCCCCCAGCCAACACAACCACAGGCUCCACUCUCACCGUGGUGUUCAAAUCUGACUCCUCUGUGUCCAUGUCUGGGUUCCAGAUGAUGUGGUACCAGAAUGGCUGUGGUGGGGAACUCUCUGGUCCCAGUGGCUCCUUCAACAGUCCAGACUACCCCAACAGGUAUCCAGAGAACAGGGAGUGCAUCUGGUAUAUAAGCACGUCAGCCGGCAGCAGCAUCACCCUCACCAUCCAUGAGUUUGAUGUGGAGUUCCACCAAGACUGCAACUAUGAUGUGCUGGAAGUAUAUGGAGGCCCCGACCUGUUUGCCCCUCAGCUGGCUAAGCUCUGCACCACCACAUCCAGCCCCAUGCAGGUCUCCAGCACCGGCAACCUGCUCACUGUGCGCUUCAAGUCUGAUGCCUACGUCAGCGGGCGAGGUUUCAAUGCAAGCUGGGCUGAAGUUCAGGGAGGCUGCGGAGGCCCUGUCACUGCUCCAUCAGGGGAGAUCCACUCUCCUCAGUAUCCCAACAGCUAUCCCAACAAUGUGGACUGUUCCUGGGUUAUCAGUGUGGACCACAACCACCGUGUCUUCUUCAACUUCUCGGACCUGGACAUUGAACCUCAUAGCAACUGCGCCUGGGACUAUGUAGCUAUCCAUGAUGGUCUGUCCAUAGCUUCUCCUCUGCUCGCCCGUGUGUGUGGCGCCAGUCUUCCUCCUGCCAUCACCUCCACCCAGAGCACCAUCUAUGUUCGCUUUAGGUCUGACUCCAGUCGCAGCCACCGUGGCUUCAGUGCUCGCUUCUCUCAGGCUUGUGGUGCAACCAUCAUAACCGAUGACAUUGGUGGGGCCAUUGCCUCGCCACGGUACCCAUCACCAUACCCACCCAAUCAGAACUGCAGCUGGAUCCUCAGAGCACAGGAACCAUUCAACCAUGUGACCUUGUCAUUCACCGACUUUGAGUUAGAGAUGAUUAACUCCAACUGCUCCCAUGAUGCUGUGAGGGUCCUGGAUGGAAACAACUACCAUGCACCUGUUAUAGGGCGCUACUGUGGAAAUGAAGUACCUCACCCAGUGACAUCCUACAGUAACUCUUUGGUGGUAAACUUCAUCUCCGACUACUCUGUAUCUAGAAGAGGUUUCAGAGCCACCUACUCAGCAUCCACCUCCAGUUGUGGAGGAGAUCUGGUGAUGGAGAGUGCAUUUAACAGUCCCAACUAUCCAGAUACUUAUCCGCCUAAUGUGGAGUGUGUGUGGACCAUCAGAAGCUCACCAGGGAAUCGUCUCCAGCUCUCAUUCAUUAUGUUUCAGCUGCAGGGAGACACUGGAUGUCACAAUGACUACCUGGAGAUCAGAGAGGGGAACUCCACUGGGCAUCUGGUUGGUCGUUUCUGUGGAAAUUCGCUCCCCUCCAACUACACCUCUGUGAUUGGUCACAUCCUGUGGGUGAAGUUCGUCUCAGAUGCAUUUGUUAGUGGAGCAGGAUUCAGAGCCUCGUUCUCACACUUGUACGGUAAUGAUUUGGUGGGGGAGUCUGGUCAGAUAGCAUCCCCACUGUAUCCCAGGAUGUACCCCAAUAAUGCCCAUUACCACUGGACCAUAACUGUGGAUGGAGACAGCUACAUCCAGAUCCGCUUUUUGGACAUGGACAUAGAGGAUCUGCAGGACUGCAUCUACGACCACCUCAAAAUAUUUAACGGCCCCAGUAUUCAUUACUACCCCCUUGGGACGUUCUGUGGUCUGGCCUUACCCCCUCCUCUGAGAAGUUCUGGAAGCACUGUCACCCUGCAGUUCCUGACAGAUUCAUCGGUGGGAGGACGUGGUUUCCUAGUGGAAUGGACAGCUGUCCAGGAUACCGGACCACCACCCACUAUCACACCAGGUGCGUGUGGUGGAGUGCUGAUGACAGGGGAGACUCCUGGCUUCCUCUUCUCUCCCGGUUGGCCUGACAGUUACCCUCCUGGGCAGGAGUGUACCUGGCUGAUCCGCUCUCCAGACUCAACCAUAGAGUUCAACCUCUUGUAUAUGGAUAUAGAGGACUACCCCAACUGCUACUUUGACAGCCUGGUCAUCAGAGACGGUGCAAGCAGUCUCUCCCCGGUGUUGGCCAAUGUGUGUGGUCGAGAUCCUCCAGCUUCUCUCCACUCAACAGGAGACUCCAUGUACAUCCACUUCUCCUCAGACAGCAGCAUCAGCGGCCGAGGUUUUAACGCCUCGUACUCCAGAGGUUGUGGUGGCCUCCUGCAUGUGGACAGGGGUGUGCUCAGCAGUCCUCGCUACCCCCAGAACUACCUGCCCGGUCUGGACUGUAGCUGGCAUGUGAUGGUGACGUCCGGCUUUAAGGUUUCCGUCACCUUCCAGAGCCCCUUUCAGAUUCAAGGCUAUGGAGGAUGCACCACAGGAGACUACCUGGAGCUCAGGAAUGGUCCCGAUGGUUCAUCUCCACCACUGGGGGCUCGUCUCUGUGGUUCUAGUCCACCAUCUGUCCUCCAGACUACUGACAACCACCUCUUCAUCCGCUUCAUAUCUGAUGCCAGCAAUGAGGCCAGCGGCUUCAAGCUGACCUUUGAAGCUCACAGUCAGGCAUGUGGAAGCUUCAUCGAGCUGAAUGAUAAUGAUCCUCCAGGGUAUAUCACUUCACCAAACUAUCCUCAGAACUACCCCCAGAACAUCGACUGCAUCUGGGUCAUCACUGUGCCCAAUGGAGAAGCUGUCCAGAUUGACUUUGAGGAUGAAUUCUACAUUGAGCCCACAACCAGCUGUCGCUAUGACUACUUGGAGGUGCGUGAUGGCUCAACUUCCAAUGCUGACUUAAUUGCCCGCCUCUGUGGCAACACCCGACCAUCUACCCAACAUUCAACGGGCUCCUCCAUGCUACUCAGGUUCCGCACUGACACCAGCGUCACGCACAAAGGCUUCAAGGCAAAGUACUCCAUAGCAACAUGUGGAGGAACCUACAUAGGUCAGAGUGGCACCAUCCGCAGCCCCGGCUUCCCAGGAUCCAACUAUCCCGACAGUUCCAACUGUGAGUGGUACCUGGAGGGGCCCACAGGGCACUACCUGACCCUCAGCUAUGGAGCCUUCAACCUGCAGUCCUCUGGUGCAUGCUCCGCUGACUAUGUAGAGGUCAGAGAGUACAAUGCCUCAGGGCGCCUCCUGGGCCGACACUGCGGCAGUAACCUUCCAGCCCCAAUGGACACCUCUGACAGUUUUGCCUACAUCAGGUUUGUCAGUGACACCAGCGGCAAUGCAGCUGGCUUCAGUCUGACGUUUGAAGCCAGCACUGAAGUCUGUGGAGGAGAGCUGAACACCCCCUCAGGAACCAUCUCCUCCCCCAAUUACCCCAACCUGUACCCACACAGCCGGCUGUGUCGUUGGGAGUUGGUGAUGUCACCGGGCCGCCGGGUCACACUCACCAUCAAUGACCUGCGGCUGGAAGAUUCCGGCACUUCCUGUGUAUUUGACUAUGUAGAGAUCCUUAAUGGCGUGGCAGUCGAUGCCCCUCGCCUGCAGAAAUUCUGUGGUACAGUACCAACCGGCACACAGGUACGCUCCUCUGGCAACACCAUGACUGUGGUGUUUGUCACUGAUGCUUCUGUGUCCAAUGGGGGCUUCACAGCAACUUACUCCUCUGAAGAGCCUGCAGAGUGUGGCGGUGUCCUGAACAACCCAGCGGGCGGGAACUUCACCUCCCCCGGGUACCUCAUGUCAAACUACAGCAGCAACCUCAACUGUGAGUGGCUGAUCCAGAACCCGCAGCACGUCAAUUCCUCUAUUGUGGUGCUGAUAGAAGACCUGCACCUGCAGAACCACCCAACCUGCGAGUCUGACUAUCUCCAGUUUCGCUUAGGUGACUCAGAUGGAGAGCUGUUGGCCAAGUUCUGUGGGCAGACCACCCCUAGAAUUCCCAUUGUGGUCUUUACCCCCGAGCUUUGGGUCCAUUUCCAGACUGACGCCUCUCAGGGAGACCUGGGCUUCAAGGCCAAGUACUCGUUCUCUGAGUGUGGAGGCUGGCAGACAGGUGAAGGAGGGGUAUUAGCCAGUCCUAACUACCCCAACAUUUACCCCAGCCCCAGCCGCUGUGCUUGGCUGCUAGAAGCCCCAGAGGGCCACACUAUCAGGCUAACCUUCAGCUACUUCAACCUGGAGCCCCACUCCCAGUGUGGCUGGGACUCUGUCACCAUUUUCAACGGAGGAGGAUCACCUGGCUCCCCUGUGAUUGGCCAGUUUUGUGGGACCACCUCCCCAGGAACCAUCCGGUCGGGAUCUAACAAGCUUGCUGUGGUCUUCCUGGCUGACCACAGUGUUUCCAGAGGAGGCUUUGUGGCCUCCUGGUCUGCUGAUUCCUCAGGCUGUGGAGGGGUGAUCCAUGCUGAUUCAGGAACAAUCAAGUCUCCAAACUAUCCCCAGAACUUCCCAGCUAAUGUGGAGUGUUCCUGGCAGAUCAUUGCCCAUGAGGGGAACCACCUGGAGAUGAGCUUCAGCAGUGACUUCCAGAUUCCAGACAGCAGUGGAACCUGCCAGAGCAACUAUGUUAAGGUGUGGUCUGGUCAGACCCAAACUGCUGAGGCCCUGCUGUCAACAGGCUGUGGCUCUGUGGCCCCAGGCCCCAUCAUUGCUCCAUACAACAUCAUCACAACCCGAUUCCAGGGCACUGACGCCGGCAGAGGCUUCUCAGCGGUCUUCAGCACCAGGUGUGGUGCAACUUUCACUGCCCCCAGCGGUCGUGUGGUUUCUCCAAAUUAUCCAGCCGACUAUCCUAACUACUCCAACUGCAACUACACCAUAGAUGUUGGAGAACAGACUGUGGUCGUCCUCACCUUUCAGGUCUUCCAGAUAGAAGCACACUCCACCUGUCUGUUUGAUGGGGUGAAAAUCUACAGCCUGGCUACUGGUGGCCCUCCCACUGCCACUGUGUGUGGCAGCAACAUCCCUGGGCCCUUCUCCAGCUUUGGCCCCAUGUUGGUCCAUUUCUACUCGGACUCUGUGAUCAGCGACAGUGGCUUCAUGGCAACAUACAGAACCUUUGCAUGCGGUGGUUUCUUCAACAGCAGUAUGGCUUCAAUAAGCAGCCCAGCGCUCUCCAUGGCCAAUUACCACCACAACAUCAACUGUACCUACCACAUCAUGGUCCGAGCAGACAGAGUGGUAGAUAUCAAGUUCAACACCUUCCACCUGGAGGCGUCCUCCUCCUGUCGAUAUGACUAUGUGGCAGUGUACGAUGGACCAGACACCUUGGCACCCUUGCUGGGAAAAUUCUGCGGUACCGUGCUCCCACCGAACCUGCGCUCCUCCACCAACCAGCUGUUCAUCGUGUUCCGUACGGAUGCCUCAGUGAGUGGGGUUGGCUGGAGGCUGACGUACAGUGAGACACUUGGUCCAGCACAGGGAUGUGGUGGCUACCUUUCCAUGCCCAUGGGCAUGUUUGGUUCUCCAGAUUCUAACCUGGAUGGGAGGUAUGAGCCCAGGAUGGACUGCCUGUGGACCAUUGAAAUGCCAGUCAACAAGGUUAUCAACCUGACCUUCAGCUCCUUUGACCUGGAGAGCUCCUCUACCUGCCGCUUCGACUAUGUCAAGGUGUAUGAUGGUCAAAACAUUCACAACCUGCUGGCUGGAACAUUUUGUGGAAGCGUCAUUCCUUCUUACUUUGUAUCCAGUGGAAACUUCCUGACCGUUCACUUUGUCACUGAUAGCUCUGUGCAGAAACGAGGCUUCAACGCUACCUACAGAGCUCUGCCAAUGAUUUGCGGUGGGACUCUGAAUGCCACAACGGCCAUCCAGAGCCUGACCUCCCCCUCCUUCCCCAGUGCCUACCCUCCUUACACCUCUUGCCGCUGGAUCCUGGAUGCUCCAGUCCAGGAGACCAUCAAAGUGUCAGUUGAGACCUUUUCCCUGCAGUCCAGCCAGAGCUGUUCUGACAACUACCUGGAGAUGAAGGAUUGGCCUCUGGGAGACUACGGGCAGUCCCAUAAAUUCUGUGCAUCAGAUGAUCAUCCACCAGACUUCUACAGCUAUGGUAGAACCAUCCAUGUGCACUUCAGAUCUGAUGCCUUCAUGACAGGAAACGGACUGAAAUUUAACUAUCAGAUCGCCAGCUGCAGCCGGACCUAUGAACAAGAGUAUGGCUACCUAAAGAGUCCGGGCUGGCCAGACAUCUACCCCCACAACAUGGACUGUACCAUUAUUCUGAAGGCUCCACAGAACAGCUCCAUCUCUCUCUUCUUUAACAGCUUUGAUCUGGAGAGUAACGUCAACUGUCCAUUUGACUACCUGGAGAUUCAUAACGGCAGCACAGCCACCUCACCGUUUAUUGGUCGGUUCUGCGGCAGCACCUUGCCCGACCCCAUCUUUCCACGAUCCAACCUGCUCUAUUUACGCUUUGUGAGUGACUUCUCUUACACCCGUGAUGGCUUUGAGGCGACGUGGACAUCCUCCCCUCAUGGUUGUGGUGGCACUCUGUACGGAGACCAUGGUUCAUUUGCAAGUCCCAACUUCCCAGGCACCUACCCCAACGGAACCCACUGUGAGUGGGGUAUCAGGGCACCCAGAGGUCGUGUGGUGACCGUCACGUUUGCCCAAAUCAGUAUCGAUGAUCCUGGAGACUGCCUGAACAACUUCUUAAAGUUGUAUGAUGGCCCAGACGCCUCCUCAUUGCCUGUUGGGCCUUACUGUGGAGCGGAGACCAACAUCGCUCCAUUCACAGCCUCCUCCCAUCAUGUCUACAUUGUAUUCCAUGCCCAGUCCGCCACCCUGCCUUCAGGGUUCAGACUCACCUGGAGCAGCUGAGAGAAUGUCCGUCUACACACACACACACACACACACACACACACACACA
This is a messenger RNA of Plectropomus leopardus (leopard coralgrouper), 10933 nucleotides long. RefSeq names its product cubilin (intrinsic factor-cobalamin receptor) (gene cubn). Lineage: Eukaryota; Metazoa; Chordata; Actinopteri; Perciformes; Serranidae. The record is from RefSeq and is a predicted model, not a curated record. Gene Ontology annotation, molecular function: calcium ion binding.